AUGACUCCGAAUAGGAAAAUAAAAGAAUGGGACAAUCAGAGUGUUAGAGAAAGAAAAGUUCUAAUAAAAAAGAAUGACAUACAGUACAACAUAUCCACAAGGAUGAAGCCCGAAGGGGAUCUUCAGAACGAUACAGCCAAAACAUCACUUCAGAAUAAAGAGACGAGAAAAUAUCCUGAAGAUACCAGGAGAACAAGGCAUCUUCAUAAGAGAAAUAAACAACAGAGCAAAAUCUUAACCAUUCCGCAGAAAAGGGGCAUGUUCAUAAAAGGAACCAAACUCCAAGGGACAUCUUCAGAAUAUCACCAAAAAAAGGGAGGGAGCAUCCAUAUAAAACAAAGGAAACAUAACAGUAUAUAUACUCAAGCUGGUACCGGAAGAAAGCAUCAUAGGAAUGCAGCGGAAAAGAAAUAUCUCCAUAAGAAGAACGGGCUCGCAGACGAAUAUCUUCCCGGUAACAUGACCGAAGGGAAAGCCAUCUUUAUAAAAGAGACAAACAGGAAAACAUCAUUGAUAUAA
Messenger RNA from Plasmodium inui San Antonio 1, 519 nucleotides. RefSeq lists its product as hypothetical. The transcript has 2 exons. The record is from RefSeq and is a predicted model, not a curated record. Lineage: Eukaryota; Apicomplexa; Aconoidasida; Haemosporida; Plasmodiidae. The coding region runs from base 1 to 519 and encodes 172 amino acids.